This is a messenger RNA of Drosophila serrata, 1130 nucleotides long. RefSeq lists its product as uncharacterized. The record is from RefSeq and is a predicted model, not a curated record. NCBI's taxonomy places the organism in Eukaryota, Metazoa, Arthropoda, Insecta, Diptera, Drosophilidae.
UUUUUUUGCCAGUAGGUUGAAUGUGUUUGAAUAUUAAUAAUACAUAUUACAUAGGCACAGUUCAAAAUUUACCUUCUACUUCUAUCAAAUUCCAAAUUCCCAUCCGUCUCCGUUUCCUACAGAUACAGAGUCCUCAUUUUGGGCAUUAUAGCAAUUAUUCACAGAGCAGCAUCUUCAUCUAUUCAAUCUGAUUCGAACUGGCUUGGUACCGUUUAUUGGAUCUCUAGAAAAUACCAGGAUAGGUCUCAAUCCCAACCCAAUUAGCCAGGAAUAGAUCGGGAUAUAAUGUCUGACCAUAGCACUUACUAUGGGUACUUUACGCCCGGCAUCUAUGACUACCCGGUGACCCACAGUGCCAUAUCCACGCCGAGUGCGUAUAGCUGGGAACCGAUCUUGCCCAGCGGCCCCUCGUCCAAUUGGUGCUCUCUUCCCGUGCAGAAUAAUGUCACCUAUGUAGCUGGACCCUUGGGUGGCGUUAUCAAUUACGUGUCGGAUGUGGAUUCCCACCUGGCUCUGCCCACCCGCCAAAAUGUAAACUCAAGUUUGUUUUAUACAACUCUGCCGCAAUUUCAGGAGGAGGAAGAUGAAGAGGAGGAGAUGACCUCUUAUCGACUCCAGUCUCUUCAAUCGGUUCCGAACUUCCGUCAGAUGCAUGAAGAUCACUUCACCAAUGAUGAGGAGGCUUAUGGGUUUGCUGUUCCACUCAACGGUUUUUGUCUGGCUCUUCCUCCUGGGGAAGAGAAGGAAUCCGAGUCGGAACCGGAUCAGGCAAGUGAGAAGCAGCAGAAAUCCACCGUGGUGAUCACCGAUGUCUCGGAAUCUAAAGCAACGCAGGCUAAGGUAAUCCCAAAGCGAAAGAAGCGAACGCACAAGCGGAUCUAUAAGUCCAAACAGGGUUAUCUUGUUGAGGAACCCACCAGCGAACUAUCGGAUGAGGAAGGAGCUGCUCCAUAGGAAAUACUAGAACAAUUCUAGGAUAUAUGGGAUGAUAUAUGUAAUUGCAUAUAUCCCCAUAUCGAAUUAUUUCUACAUGUCGAGAUGUAUUCAUGCAUAAAGUAGAACUGUUCAAAUUCGAUUUGUCAUUGCAAUUUGAAAGUAAGCCAAAUACAUUUUAUAGAGAUAGUCUUGUA